Molecule: messenger RNA, 570 nt
Organism: Lingula anatina
Lineage: Eukaryota; Metazoa; Brachiopoda; Lingulata; Lingulida; Lingulidae
Molecular function (GO): calcium ion binding
Source: RefSeq, a predicted model, not a curated record
AACAACUCCAAGUUUAUGUUGAAUGAUUUGGAUGGCGACGGCAAGAUAUCACUGCACGACGUGAAGGAUCCCGAAGCGAUGGAGGAACUCGACACCAACGAGGAUGGAUACGUGGACCAGGAGGAGUUGGAUAAUUUUCAAACUAAGGUUAACCUCUUAGGGGAACGGCUCAAUCACGAUAUCUUUGCGGACACCGAGGACGCUGAAAGUAACCAACUGGACAAUGAGUUGGAUGGGAUGUCCGAGGAGGAGCUCGCUGAGCUUCAAGACCUGCUCAACAAUAAAGCUUGAAAGAACCGAACACAGCAUGUCGAUCCAUUUGCAACCAGUCAAGUAAAAAACAGUUUAUUCCUUCUGAUAUCGAAUUACUCAUCCUUCAAAGAAAAUUCUUCCCUUCUACCAGAGGACCGCGUACUGUAGGGCCUACUUUUAUACUGGCCGGCACAUCAGAAUUUAUGAAAUUAUCCCUGGGUAGGCCUAUCAGUAAUUUUGAAACAUUUUGAAUAGGACAUUAUGUCAGACAUUUGCACCAUUGUCAUAUGAUUUGAAUAAAAUCAUGCUUGUAGUGAA